AUGCCAAUGAAAGAUAAUCAUGGCGUCGAUGUGGAAAACAGCACAUACGUCAAAUCCAAUACAGGAGAGUCACAUCUUUCUUUAGCAGACAGAAAAAACGCACUGUUGAAAUCUAUCUCUGAGAGAAAGGCAAAACUACGAAACGACACUAUACUAGCUGAAAAACGAGAAGAUGUCUGCAAUGCAAUUGACGACGUUGUAAGACUAGGCUAUACUUUUGAAAAUCUCAAGGAUUCUGGUAUAAAUGCUCAGUUUUUGAGGGAAGCAUUCGAAAGCACAGGUCGAACGGUUCCCAUAGCGGAAGAUAUAAUAAUUGACACAGCGGAAGAAACAGAGACGGAGAAACCCAAACAGCCGGAUUCAAAACACGUUGAUCAUUUUGUCACUGCCAAACUCAACCAAAAACAUACAACGCAUCCGACCAGUGCACGACCCCGAAAAAACCAUGAUAUGACCAGGGUACGACCUAAAUGGCUCGCAAAUCUUGUGAUCGACCUGACAAGCAGUGAGGAUGACUCGGACCAUGAGCUGCUGGAUCGGAAACCUACAACAUACGCCAGCACUCGCGCUUCACCGGAAACUCAGAUAAUCAACGUGAAUUCUGAAGUCAGUAGGAUCAGCAUGCGUUUGAAGAUUGAAAUCUCACGAUUAACCCACCGAAUUCGCGCCGCACAAGACCUGCCGAUCAACGAUGCACUAAUAACGUCGCUAGAAGACAAGAAAAAUACCAUGCUUGACGAUAUCAAUGGUCUGUUUGACGAAAUUGCAGCCAACAAGAAGGGAUGA
Molecule: messenger RNA, 786 nt
Organism: Lachancea sp. 'fantastica'
Lineage: Eukaryota; Fungi; Ascomycota; Saccharomycetes; Saccharomycetales; Saccharomycetaceae
Source: the annotation of a GenBank genome assembly